Diabrotica virgifera virgifera (western corn rootworm) is the source of this 7163-nucleotide messenger RNA. RefSeq names its product ATPase ASNA1 homolog. Gene Ontology annotation, cellular component: GET complex. The record is from RefSeq and is a predicted model, not a curated record. Gene Ontology annotation, molecular function: ATP hydrolysis activity; ATP binding. Gene Ontology annotation, biological process: post-translational protein targeting to endoplasmic reticulum membrane. The transcript is spliced from 4 exons. Bases 102 to 1097 code for a protein of 331 amino acids. NCBI's taxonomy places the organism in Eukaryota, Metazoa, Arthropoda, Insecta, Coleoptera, Chrysomelidae.
CAAGGAACUCUUUUUUCCUUGUCUAAGAACUUGCCAGCUCAUUCUGUUGUUGACUAAUUAAUUUUAAUUGUCAAAAUCUGACAUGUACAGAUUUAUCAACAAUGUCUGAUGAAUUAGAAUUUGAAACUCUUGAACCAUCUCUCAGAAAUGUAAUAGAUCAAACCACCCUGAAAUGGAUUUUCGUAGGCGGUAAAGGUGGUGUUGGCAAAACAACUUGCAGUUGUAGUCUGGCAGUACAGUUGUCAAAAGUGAGGAAAAGUGUUCUAAUAUUGUCCACUGAUCCUGCUCAUAAUAUUUCUGAUGCAUUCGAUCAGAAAUUUACCAAAGUGCCUACCCUCGUAAAGGGCUUUACCAAUCUCUAUGCUAUGGAAAUUGAUCCAAAUGUAGGAUUCAAUGAAUUACCAGAUGAAUAUUUUGAUGGGGAACCAGAUGCAAUGAAAAUGAGUAAAGGAAUCAUUCAAGAAAUAGUUGGUGCCUUUCCUGGAAUAGAUGAAGCUAUGAGUUAUGCAGAAGUAAUGAAAUUAAUCAAGGGCAUGAAUUUUUCCGUUGUUGUAUUUGAUACAGCUCCAACAGGUCACACAUUACGCCUCUUGUCAUUUCCACAAGUAGUAGAAAAAGGACUAGGAAAAUUACUGCGACUGAAACUAAAAAUUUCACCUUUAAUAUCACAAAUCAGUGGUCUUCUGGGUAUUCCCGAUUUCAGUGCUGACAACUUCUCUUCAAAGUUAGAGGAGAUGUUAAACAUAAUAAAACAAGUUAACGAGCAGUUUAAAAACCCAGAUCAGACUACUUUUGUAUGUGUUUGUAUAGCGGAGUUUCUAUCGUUAUAUGAAACAGAAAGAUUGGUUCAAGAAUUAACAAAGUGUAAAAUUGAUACACAUAAUAUUAUUGUCAAUCAGUUGUUAUUGAAUGUAAAUACUAGUGAAUGUAAAAUGUGUGCUUCUAGAUUUAAAAUACAGGAAAAAUAUUUGGAUCAAAUCAAUGAUCUAUAUGAAGAUUUCCAUGUUACAAAGUUGCCACUCCUUGAAAAGGAAGUUAGAGGUACAGAAAGUGUAAGAAAAUUUUCAGAAUAUUUGAUAACUCCUUACGUUGGCUAAUAUUUAGAAUAAUUUUAAAAAAUCUUUGCACAAUUUAUGCAAGAUGCUCACUUAUCCUAAGUACCUCAAUAAAGAAUUUUGCAUAAUUUUUUAUUUAGUACUUCACUGCGAGUCAGAGAAAAUGGGCCAUAAACAAAAUUUAAGACAUUUUUUUACUUACGUCACAUUAAAUCUAUUGUGUAUUGAGUCAGUUACUCUUGUAACAUGUAAGCCGGCAUUAUCAUUAGUACCAAAAGGAAAACAAGGAAAAUAAUUUAAGAAAAUAAUAAAUAUAUUGAAAAUUUCGAUAUACCAUUACCGUUACAGUCAUAGAAAUAAUUGAAUUAUAGAGUCAAGAAAAGGCAAGUAUCACUCGUUUAAAUAAUAUGUGUUAAAACCAUGGUUUUGGAUGACACUCAUUAUUCGAUUUGGUAUAGACCUGAUCAGUUUUGGACGUCACUUUGCGAAAAGUGGCUUUUGGAGCAGGUAUAUGACAUCUUACAUACUGUUUGAAAGGACUCCAUAUAUGCUCAACAGGAUUAAGGUCUGGACUUUGAGCAGGCCAGUCCAUUUUUUGAAUACCAACGUCUUCAAGAUACUGUUACAAUCCUUGCUGUAUGUGAACUCGAAUUAUCUUGCCACAUAACGCCUAGGACUGGUCCUUGGGCUUGCUGAACAUGGCUUUGGAGCAUUCUAGCAAUUUGUGUCUGGUCUUUCAAUGCAGCAAUAGUGAGAACACGAUCUUCUCUCACUGUUAUCUUCCUUUUGGUACCAGUACUGGAUCGUCAUUGAUGAGAUCGGUUCUCAAGAAAUCGUUGGUAAGUCUCUGCACAUUUGGACGACUAACAUUCAAUUGUCUUGCGACAUCUCUUUGGCUUGCUCCAUUUUUCAUCAUUAUUAAGAAAUAAAUUUCACUGUAAGGAGGCCAGUGUAACACUUAAGAUAUCUCAGAAACUCUUUAGACUACUACAAUAGUUUACACAGUUCUCCAAAUAAUCAACUUCGCGAAUCUUCGUUGAUACGUAAAUAAUGAUGGUCUAAGAGCUAGCAACGUUUUCGAGAAACUAUUUUAAGACUGAUUCUUUCACAUAUUGUUCCCUAUGCUUCCUCGAACACCGUACCGGCCAUCUGGCUGCUGAUACAUGUUGCGUUCAUUACUGCGCAGCACACCUGUACAGGUAAAUACAAAAUCAGGGUGAUUGAUUAGUGUGAUAAAGCUUAGUAGAUUCGCUAUAGUAAUAUGAUAGCAAUAAAAGUUAAUAACAAAACUUUGAGCUCACAUUACAAAAUUAGUUAGAAUGUUACAGGGUGUUCGAUAUCAUAGUGGCAGACCAAACUUAUGUUUUUUUAAAUGGAACACCCUAUAUUUUAUUUUAUAUUCGAAAUCCUGUUAACUUCUCCAUCAUAAAAAUAUAAAGAUUUGUUAUGUUAUACAGGGUAUUUACAAAGUUAUAACCAAUGUUAUACGAAAAUCGUAGUAAGUUCAGCUCCCUGUAUAAAUAAAAAUAAGCACAACAGCAAUGGUUUAUUGGUGCCAUAUUUUUUUGUUGAUUGUGAAAAUGUUUAAUAUUUGUUGAUAUUGCUAAUUUUCUUGAUAUCGAAUACAGGAUGAGUCAAAACGCAAGUACAUUAUUUUCUCAGUCAUUUUAAAUAGAACACCUUAAUUAAUAACUUGCUCUGAAAAAUUAAAAUAUCUCGAAAACUAACAAAUUUAGGCAUAGGGAAUAUUAUACAAAAAUUAAAGUACGGUAAUGAUACUUUUCGAUGGUGAUAUAAAUGACAGGGUGUUCCAUUUAAAAUUUCUGAGAAAAGAAUGUACUUGCGUUUUGACUCACCCUGUAUUCGAUAUAAGGAAAAUUAGCAAUAUCAACCAUUUUUAUAAAUUUUGACAAUCAACAAAAAAAUAUAGCACUAAUAAACCAUUGCUGUUGUGCUUAUUUUUAUUUAUAUAGGGAGCUGAAAUUGUUACAUUUUUCAUAAAAAAUUGGUUAUAACUUUGUAAAAGCCCUAUAUAACAUAACAAACCUUUAUAUUUUUGUGAUGAGAAGGUUAAGAGAGUUUCGAAUAUAAAAUAAAAUAUAGGGUGUUCCAUUUAAAAAAACAUAAGUUUGGUUUGUCACUAUGUUAUCGAUAUGUAACAUUCUGACUAAUUUCGUAAUGUAAAGCUGAAAGUUGGCUACAAUUUUUGUUAUCAACUUUUAUUGCUAUCUAUUACUAUAGCGGAUCUACUGAGCUGUAUCACACUCAACAAUCACCUUGUAUAUUGAAUUUAAAUUAUUUUAGGAUGAAACAUUUUUUUGUCAUUACUUUUUAAACCACAAAAAUGUCUGGCAAUUAUUAUAGUUCAUAUUUCUAAUAAUGUUUAAAAAGUAAUGACAAAAUAAUUUUUCCUCUUACAAUAAUUUUAAAUUCGAUAUGUUUACCUGCACAAAUGUGCAGCGCAGUAAUGAACGCAACCUGUACCAGCAGCCAGAUGGCCGGUACGGUGUCCGAGGAAGCAUAGGAAAUAAUAUAUUAAAGAACCAGUUGUCUUAAAAUAAUUUUUUUUCCGACGUCUAGCUAUUGGUUCAUGAGUUCUGAGAAUUUUGUUUUAAUAUGUUUUAUCAAUUUGUUUGUUCUCUUUGCAGACUCGCUCAGUAUAUAAAAAUAUAUAAAAUUUUCUGAAUUUUAUGGGUGGCCCGGUUUCUCUGACGCACAGUGUAUUUAUAUAUAAUAUAGAAUAUGGUUACAUUGUUUUAAUUUGGUUGUAUAAUUUUGGAUUUUAAAAAGCUCAUCUAUCAAUGUAGGCAACUGAACUAAUAAUACAUUCAAUGCACAUUUUUGUUAACUUAUAAUACUCCCGUGUUUGUGCAAUCUACAAUACAUAGUCUGACGGUUUUUAUUUGUAUAUUAAUGAAAAUGUUACUUCUUUGCUCUUUUUAUAAGAAUCAUCAUCAUCAUUUGCUGUACAACCCAUGGUGAGUCUUAGUUUGUUCUAGGUUCAGCUUCCAUUCUUUCCUAUCCUCCCCUUGGUUUUCCAAUUUCUUACUCUUAACCUUUUAUGAGAAUAAUAGGUACCAUAAAAAUAGAGGGGAUGAAAAUUUUAUUAAUAUUUCUCUAUAGUUGAGGGCGUAGGCGCAAAGUACUUAGUCUUAAAAAAUUUAAACGCAGAAUGAAAGAUUAUUACCGAGGGCCAAAAGUUCCAAAGGCUGUAUGACACUAUGCAUUUUCUUGUAUCAUUUCUAAUAUCGUUUUUUAUAUUAGAAAGUUAUAUACAUUUUCUUGUAUCGUUUCUUGUACGCACAUUUGUGCCCUGUAUGACACUAUGCAAGUUCUUGUGUCACGUUACAUUGGUAUGGUAGUACUGCGUCUACAGCUGAUUUUAAGGAUUUUAUAAAAUUUAUAAACUUUUAAAAACUUAUAAAUUUAACAUUUUAAUGUUAACCAUAAUUUUCACGUUUACUGUUUGAGGUGGAUUAUUUGUGUUUUUAUUUUAUUUUGAUAUUUCUGCUAAAAUAUUUGCAUUAGAAUUAUCUUCAGUUUGAUCCAAACUAGGAACUAUUGUAUUUUCCUCUAUUAAAAAAUUAUGCAACACAAUGAAAGCCAAAGUUAUAGUUUGAGCUUUACUAGGAGUUAAAUAUAUGGUUAUUAGUAGAACAGUAGUCCAUAUAUUAAGUAUUAAUAAAAGAUUUAUAAAUAAUACUUACAAAACACAUAUAAAUUCAUCAAAACAUAAAUCAUAUGAUCCAUUUUCAGCCGCCAUUAUGACAUUUAGAUGUUUUACCUGCAGGUUUUACGUUUUUGCUCUUUUCGCAGAAAUUGGCGCAGUUCUUGUACAAGAAUCUGUGUCUGACACAAAUUCUUGUAUCGUUUCUUGUAUCUGUGUAUAACACUAUUCAUUUUUUUGACAUAUCAGAACCGAUAUUAGAAAUGAUACAAGAAAAUGCAUAGUGUCAUACAACCUUUAGAAUAACCAAAAAGUUUCUGUUGAAUGAGAUAUUUGAAAUUAAAAAUCACACUAAAUUUUCUCGUUUUUUUCACCCCAGUAACUUAUUAAAAUAAACAUUACAGAAGUUUUCAGGAACUUUCGGCCCUCGGUAAUAAUGAAAUCUUUCAUUUUGCGUUUAAAUUUUUCAAAAAUACUUAUUAGUUUUCUCAGGAAUCGAAAAAAUAAAUUCAUUUAAAACACAUUCGCGCGAAAUUCUGGGCCUACGCCCUUAAAUUAAAGGUCAGUACCUAUAAAACGGAUGAUUCAGAUAAAUAAUAUCAGGAUUUUUAUCUAAAACUAUUGUGUGUCUACAAUGAAUCCUACUAAUGAAUUAUUUUUUGAGCACUCUUUAAGAAAUUGAUUAGGCUUAUAAAACAGCUUGGAGAAUACUGGAGCUCUUCUAAACUCUUUUUUGUUGUUAUCUAUGCGAACGUCUUGGUAAUGUUGGCAUUCUCUGAGGUUAUAUGACAGUGAGAGAAUAUCUUUGCAGUGGAGACAUAAUAGUGAAUCUUCAGAUAUAAAACAUAAGACAACAUGAGUUAUAUGCACAUACAUUUCUAUGGACGAUUUCCUAGAUAUGUUCUUUGACAGUUUUUUGCAAAUUUUACUUAACCAUAUUUCAGAAACGACUCGAGGUAAACAUUUCAAAUUGUGUAUUUUUGUUUCCCUUAUUAGCCACUAUGAGUAUUCCAAAUUAUAACCAAAUCUGAAAAGGGGUGGAAGUUAGGUGUGUUGAGUUGGUAUGGAAUAACCCUAAAUUGAUAGCUAAAAACGUAAAAUUUUAAAUACAGGGUGUUUGGUAAAGAAUGGGCCAUAGCUUAACCGUAGAUUCCUGAGCUUAAAAUAGGUCGAUUUAAGCUAACUUACGUUAGUACGAAAGUUAAUAAUAACCGAAAUACAGGGUGUGAAAGUUAAACUUUUAUUUUAUUUAUUCUUGAAUAUUUCCUGACAGGCAUGGAAUAAUAACACGAAAUUUGGCAAGCGGGAGUUUUUGGGACGAGAAAUCUAAAUUUGCCACCAACAAUGAUGCUUGACCCAGAGGGCGCCACAUACGAAUUUCAGCGCUCAUUUAAUACGUUCAGUUUUGUUAACCCCCACUCUACAUACUUUGUGGAUCAAAACUUUUAUUCUCUUAAUAUUUUUACUUAAAAAAGAUAUACUACAUUCAUCUCGCUAAACUGAACUGUUUUCGAGAUAACGCAUUUUAAGUCUGAGAGACAACAUAUAAUUUUGUGCUUAAUAUCAUUGUAAUUACACCCGAAAAAUAACUUAAAACCAUUAUAAUUGUGCCAGUUCUCAUAUUUAUGUCAUUGCAUCGCAAAUACCAUUUCAAGAAAUUUGCGAUACAUUUUUGGAAAUUUUUAAGGUUUUAAGGUAUUUUUCGGGUGUAACUACAAUGAUAUGCAAAAAAUUAUGUUGCCUCGCAGAUUUAAAAUGCGUUUAUCUCGAAAACGGUUGAGUUUAGCGAGAUGAAUGUAGUAUACCUUUUUUAAGUAAAAAUAUUAAUAGAAUAAAAGUUUUGAUUCAAAAAGUAUGUAGAGUGGGUAAUAAUAAUAUGCUGAAAGGCGUAUGUGGCGCCGUCUGGGUAAUAAAUCAUUUUUGGUGUUACAACCCCCGCUUACCAAAUUUCUUGUUGUUAUCCCAUGCCUGUCAGGAAAUAUUCAAGAAUAAAUAAAAUAAAAGUUUAACUUUGACACCCUGUAUUUCGGUUAUUAUCAACUUUCGUACUAAGGUAAGUUAGUUUAAAUCGACCUAUUCUAACCUCAGGAAUCUAAGGUUAAGCUAUGGCCCAUUCUUUACCAAACACUCUUUAUAAUAUGUAUUUUUCAUAACAUAUUUUGUAAAUCAGAAUAAAUUAUUGAUAGAGGCUUUGGUACAUGGUACCUACCUAUCUCGAUUAGUAGUUGCAUAGCUCAUUGUGUACUUUUUCAUAUUUAGCGCAAUACAUACAUUUUUGUAAAAUAUCGUAUUUCUUGUAAUGUUCUUACAAAAAAUUUUUAUUUUCUAAUUUAUUUAUAUACCAUAUAUUACGUGUAUUUUUUUGUAAGAUGCAAAUAUUAGUAUUUUAUCAUUUUUAGAGGUGUUUUAUUUAUAUUUGUAAUAUACAUUGUUAUAAGGAA